AUGAACCAAUUGAAAUCACUGCAUCUUUCCUUAGAUAAGAGUCAUGAAUAUAAUGUCAUGUUCCUCAAUAAGACCCAAAAUUUUGGAGACACCUCCUCUCAGAAUUCAGAUUCUCCUCAAGAGAAUACCAAACUUUGCUCGAAAAUUGCUACCUAUGAAUUAGAUCAAUGUCAAUUUGCAAAGGAAAACUGCAUGUCACCACUUGGUGGCAUGUUAAAUUUUAUUUUUAUUCGUUAUUGCACCUUCCAGAAGUUAGAACCAUUGUUCUAUGUUUUGGCCUUUCUGUGGAUGGUCUUUUUAUUUUACAUGCUUUCGAAAAUUUCUCGAAUUUUAAGAUUGAGUCCUGAUAUUGCUGGUGUAACUUUUCUCUCAUUUGGAAAUGGGGCUCCAGAUAUUUUCAGUACUAUCGCAGGCAUUUUCUCUGGAAGCACUGGAUUUGGGCUAGGUGAGCCAAUUGGAUCUGGACUUUUUAUUUGUAGUGUAUUGCUUGCAUGCGUCACUUUGGUUGUGAAAGAAGCAAAAGUGUCAGCCUUUCCUUUUCUGAGAGACGUCAUUACCUAUCUCAUAAGUGUUACAUUUGUGUUUGUGAUCAUCUUGGUCGAUGGUUCAAUCAAUUUAUGGCAAAGUAUUUCAUUUCUGGCCAUUUAUGUUGCAUAUGUGGUGUUUGUCAUUGGAAGUAAGCUUGCCAUGAAUAGGAUACAAAACAGAAAGCAAAAAAUUCAAGAAAAAAGAAGGUGCCUUAUCAACAACGAGGAUCCAUGUCUCCUCUCUGAGGACAGUUCCUUCGAUGAAGCAGAUUCUUCAUCAUCGGGCUGGAAGGAAGGCAAGCAACCCACGCUUCGAUUCUCCAAAGUUGAGGAUAUUCCUGACAAGGUGAUUGAAAUUUUACGAAAGAAGCAACACCAUUAUGGAGCUCAAUAUAACCCAAAGUUUGGAAUCUUUUUCUAUGAGACGCCAUCUUUGGACAAUUUGAGCAGUCAAAAGUUGAAAUCGAUUGACAUUGGCUCUGUUAUCAUUGAAAAUCAUUUUGAUCAUAAAAACACAGGAGAAGAUGUGUGUGAAGCAUGUCAUGAGGCUGGAGGAAACAGAACUUGGCUCGAAAAAGUGAAAUGCAAAGCUUGUCAUGUGUGGGCUGAGUUUUUGGAUCAGUGCGAAUGGGAAGAAAAAUCGAGAGGAGAAAAGUUAUUCUUUUUAUUGGUAGCACCAAGCAUUUUGAUUCGAAAUUUGACCAUUCCCAAGAUUUAUACCAUUGCCAAUGAAUUGGUGGAUGUGCUCAAUUCAUUUGGAAUCAUGUGGAACAUUAGUGAUUCCAUUCUUUCCAUUGCCCUUUCUGCUGGCAAUAGUUUGAGUGAUAUGGCUGCUGAUGUUGCGGUGGCCAGACAGGGUUUCGUUGAGAUGGCUGUUGCUGCUGCGUAUAGUGCACCUGGAUUGAGUUUACUUUUUGGUCUUGGCAUUUCCAUGACAGCCAAUUAUAUCAUGACAUCAAAACCAUUCCCUAUUGAAUUUUCUCCAACCUUAUGGUCACUUUUGUUUUCCUCAUUGCCGUUUUGA
Messenger RNA from Naegleria fowleri, 1551 nucleotides. RefSeq lists its product as uncharacterized. Gene Ontology annotation, biological process: transmembrane transport; intracellular calcium ion homeostasis; monoatomic cation transport. Gene Ontology annotation, molecular function: monoatomic cation transmembrane transporter activity. Lineage: Eukaryota; Heterolobosea; Eutetramitea; Acrasida; Naegleriidae. Gene Ontology annotation, cellular component: membrane. The transcript is spliced from 4 exons. The record is from RefSeq and is a predicted model, not a curated record. The coding region runs from base 1 to 1551 and encodes 516 amino acids.